Phycodurus eques (leafy seadragon) is the source of this 5525-nucleotide messenger RNA. It is a transcript of the gene brpf3b, whose product is annotated as bromodomain and PHD finger containing, 3b. Gene Ontology annotation, biological process: regulation of transcription by RNA polymerase II. The coding region runs from base 722 to 4510 and encodes 1262 amino acids. Gene Ontology annotation, molecular function: protein binding. Lineage: Eukaryota; Metazoa; Chordata; Actinopteri; Syngnathiformes; Syngnathidae. The transcript is spliced from 14 exons. The record is from RefSeq and is a predicted model, not a curated record. Gene Ontology annotation, cellular component: MOZ/MORF histone acetyltransferase complex.
CAGUGACGUCAAGGGGUCAGGCUACACGUGCAUCAAUUCUAAGUACUACACACAAACCGGAAAUGAAACACCGUGAUCAUAUUAAAACACAGUUAAGAUGAUUCAAAUUGACGCUGAUAUACUACCCGAUUUAUGACAGUUAAAAUAAAGCUGUAACGUCAAAUAAUAACGAUUUCAUGAAUAACGAUGACAGAAAAAGCGUAAUGAAGGCAGAGAUUAGCGUUAAUAAAAACAAUACAUUUUAUUUUGAAAGACAUGCUCGGAUGUUGCAUGUCAAUACAAAUGGAGUUAGCCUGGCUUCGCAAAGCUAGCCGCAGGAGGCUAACCCACAAAACUAGGUCGACAUUAGAUAGUCUCUUUCAGUAUAAUUGCAGACAUGUAACUCGUAUCCCCGUUGGAUGUAUGGGCUUUAGUCCCCAACUCCUUAAUUGCCGUUUUACCCAGGGACGGACGCGUUAAUAAAUGACGACACAUACCGGCCGGCUGUAGCAACAAACUGUAGCUGGCUAAGAGCAAGUUAGCGUUUAGCUACGGGAGUUCACCAAGUAAGACCACAGGCUAGGUGGCAACCAUUUCUGAAGAAACGCCUCAGACUGCCGGCUGUGGAGCUACUUGUGUCACCCAAUUGCAAUAAUAGUCAUAAUGGCCCUCCAAGGGAAUUCAUAACGACAGUGUGGCCUGUGACAAAAAUGAGUUUGACACCCCUGCGUUUGAAAAACAGAUGUUUCAGGCAGGAACGUGUGAUUGGUGGCCUAUGAGGAAGCCACGCCGAAAAGGCCUGGUGAGCCCAGGAAGUGGCACAGAUGACAGGAAGUACAAGGCCACACCAGUUGGUGGUUGCGGUGUUGGUGCCCGCCAGCGAUCCCCAUCCCCGUACAGUCUCAAAGCAUCUCCGAGCAGAGAAACACUGAGCUAUGCACAGGCUCAGAAGGUUGUGGAAGUGGAGCUGGAUGGCCGGCUUCACCGCAUCUCCGUUUUGGAGCCCUUGGCCGUCAUCACCGAAGACGAAAUGAUGGCGCAGGACAUUAGUGAGUGUAACAGCAACAAAGAAAACAGCGAGCAGCCGUCGCCUACUGUCAGUGCUACGCAAGCUGUCGGCAAAGCCAUCACGCCCCGUGGCCGCCGAAAAGACUCUAAGUCUUUCAAGUCUGCGGCACCGUCGAAAAACCACUGCGCCCGUGUUCAAUCGCAAACGCCUGAAAAGUUAAAUGCAACACACAAUCACCUAAUACCCCUCCCUGAGCCUUCGUUUCACUUUGUAGACACUUUCACCCUAGUCGAGGCACCGCCUCUGCCCACGGCAUACUACCGGUACAUCGAACGUUCUGCCGAGGAGACGGAAGCUCUGGCUGAAUACGACAUGGACGAGGAAGACUCGGCCUGGUUGGAGAUGAUCAAUGCUGGCCGGACAGAGGAGGGCUGCGCUGCGCUAUCCGCAGACAUCUUUGAGCUGCUGGUAGACCGCCUCGAAGACGAGGCUUACCGGGAGGCACGCACCCGGGUGCCCUCUCAGAACGCCAUUGAUGACGACGACGCCUUCUGCUGCGUGUGCCUGGACGACGAGUGCCUCAACAGCAACGUCAUCCUCUUCUGUGACGCGUGCAACUUAGCCGUGCACCAGGAAUGCUACGGCGUUCCCUAUAUCCCAGAGGGCCAGUGGCUGUGCCGCUGCUGCCUUCAGUCCCCUCAGAAACCCGUUGACUGUGUGCUUUGCCCCAACAGAGGCGGAGCCUUUAAGCAAACCAGCGAUGGCCGCUGGGCGCAUGUAGUUUGCGCUAUCUGGAUCCCCGAAGUCUGUUUUGCUAAUACAGUCUUUUUGGAACCAGUGGAAGGUGUCAGUAACAUUCCCCCAGCACGCUGGAAACUUACCUGCUACCUGUGUAAGCAGAAAGGCCGCGGGGCAUCCAUCCAGUGCCACAAGGCCAACUGUUACACUGCGUUUCACGUCACUUGCGCACAGCGGGCUGGCCUGUUCAUGAAAAUCGACCCAGUGCGAGAGACAAGCGUCAACGGGACCACAUUCUCGGUCAGGAAGACGGCAUUCUGUGAGAGUCAUUCACCUGCAGGCCAAGACGGCAUCUCUGACGAGGAGGGUGAAGGGCGCGUGGUGGGCAGCAAAGGGAGGGCCAGUCGAGGGCGGAGUGCCUACACAGAUGGUCCCGCGACACCAAAAAAAGGCAGAAAGUCUGAGAGUGAUGGCAAGAUGGAUAAAAAGAAAGGGAAGAAGGACACAGGCUCCCCAACACUGAAGAAUGCUUCGCCAAAAGUGAUAGUGCCUGAAAUACCCACAAGCAGGUUGAAUGCCAUCUGCAAAGGUAUUCUCUUUCAAAAGAAGAACCAGUUCAUGCAAAGGCUGCAUAGCUACUGGUUACUGAAGCGUCAGUCCAGGAACGGCGUGCCACUGGUCCGCCAUUUGCACUCGAAUGUCCAAUCCCAACGGAAUACUGAAGAGCCUGAGGUGGUUGAUGAACAAGUAUCUGCAGCCAGAGGGGCUCUGAGAUAUUGGCAGAAGCUUCGACAUGACCUUGAAAAGGCCAGGCUGCUGGUGGAGCUCAUCCGUAAAAGGGAGAAACUCAAACGAGAACAGAUCAAAGUCCAUCAAGCAGCUCUGGAGCUGGAGUUGACCCCGAUGUUGUUGUUGCUCCGCUCCACUAUGGACCAACUGCAGGAGAAGGACACAGCUGAGAUCUUUGCAGAGCCAGUCAACAUCAAGGAGGUACCAGACUACAUGGAGUUCAUAAAUCGUCCAAUGGACUUUACAACUAUGCGCUCCAAGCUAGAAAAUCAUAUCUAUCGUUCUGUGGCUGACCUGGAAGAUGACUUCAACCUGAUGGUGUCCAACUGCCUCCUGUACAACAGCAAGGACACCAUCUUCCACCGCGCUGCACUGCGUCUUCGGGACCUUGGGGGAGCCGUGUUGCGCCAUGCCCAACGACAAGCCACCAACAUGGGCCUGGAGCUGGAGACAGGCAUGCACCUACCUGAGUCACCGCAGAAGCGCAAAUUUUACAGCUGCACAUGGGAGGAUGUGGACAGUGUGCUGAACCCUGAAAACCGGCUUCAUAUGAGUGUGGAGGAGCAGCUGAAGGAGCUGCUGGACAAGCUGGACUUCGUCAGUUCCAUGCGAUGCAGCGGUGCUCGCACGCGACGUAUGCGCCAGCUCCGCCGCGAGAUCCACAACAUUCGGUUCCGGCAGGGUCCGCACCGCCAAGGCCUUCGCAACGGUCGUCUAAAAGAAGACAGCGAUGAAGAUGAUGAAGAGGAGGAAGACGACGAAGACAAGGCCGAAGGCUCAAAGGCAGAAACCUGCCUUUUAACUUCCGACAAAGACCUCAAAUCCACCUCGCCCCCAACACUGGAACCCACCGGGCCGGUCCCUCCUCCACGACUGGGAGACGCACCCCUGGAGCCUCCCACGCUGCGGCCGAUAUCCAAGGAGCCGCCGCUCUCAGGCUGGCCCUGCAAACGCCGAAAGAUAGUCGGCGGCCUCGCUGACAGCGACGCAGAGCACAUCGGUUGCACUAAAGCUCAGGAGACGUCGCCGCCGGAAAGUUUUCACAGCGAGGGGCAGGUGGUGUCCAACGGCCUCCCCGACCUCAGCACCCCCACGAGUCCGCACGCUGCGGGCGUUGGACGAAGGACCUCUGUGUUAUUCAAAAAGGCAAAAAAUGGUGCAAAGAUGUUCAGAGACAAUCCUUUGCCCGAUGGCAAGGGGUCGCAGGACGACAGUACAAGCUCCUCACUUUCCCCGUCCAGCACCCCCUCUAGUACACCUUUAUCCACUCCUACCAAAAGCCCUCAAAAAGCCAUAGAACCCCCCUGCCUGAAUGACCCAUGGACCCCCAGGCGAGACAUGAGCUCAGAUGGAGAACUGGACAAAGCACUGAAUCAAAGUCUGAAAAGUGGGCUCACCAAUGGCUUCGACAAGCGCAAAGACGGCGGGUCCGACGGCGAAUACAGCCCCUGUCCGGUCCUCCGCAAAGAAAUUGCUGCAGCACCCAAACGAAGCCUGGGGAAACCUGCUCUUUCCAAAGUUCCCUUCCUGGAGUUCGUCAAUGGAGAUGCUGAUUACACCGGUAACGGCAGCCAAACAUCUGAGGAUGAGACUGAGCUUGAGCCUCUAGACCUGGUUUGGGCCAAGUGUCGAGGAUAUCCCUCUUAUCCCGCCCUGAUCAUCGACCCGGAGAUGCCGGAAGAGGGUCUGCUGCUCAACGGAGUGCCCAUCCCGGUCCCGCCCAAAGAUGUCCUCCGACUGGGGGAGCGGAGGCAGGAGGAGAGCAGCCAGAGGCUCUACUUGGUGCUCUUCUUCGACAACAAACGAACAUGGCAGUGGCUCACACGUGACAAGGUGACCCCCUUGGGAGUGGACAACACUGCGGACAAGUUGCGCAUCAUGGAGGGCCGCAAGCCCAGCCUCCGCAAGUCUGUGCAGGUGGCGUACGACCGCGCCAUGAUCCACCAGAGCAGAGUGAGCCACAGCCAAGGCUUUGUGACCUCCAACUUCCUGUAGAGGUCGCGGUUGUCUCCGCCCGGUUCCUUUUGUGGUCCGCUUCUACUGUAUGUCAUGCAAAUCAGUUGCGGCGUGUUUGUGUGCGAUGACGAACUUCAAACAAUAUUUAUACCAAGUGCAGAGGACCUAUGCAUGGAUCACUGCCAUCUUUUAUACAAUAGCUUUUUACAUUUUAAUCUUUUAUGAAAUACGCUUGUACAGUUCAAAGGUACACUCUGUGUGCAUUAUGUUUGUAAGACGAAGUCUUGGUCACUUUGUGUUGCUCUUUUUAAUCAAUCCACAAGGGGCAACGUGAGGCUGUUUAUUUUUGUCGAGAAUUAAUUCCUGACAUGCUGCAUUUUGUGUGCGUGCGUGUGUGUGCGUGUUGAUGUCAGUGAACACAAUGAAUGAGCCAUUGUUCUAAUUAUGAAUUCUCUUUUUUGAUAUGAGAGAAAUAAUUUAUUUAUGGAAGACACAACUAUAGAAAUAAAAUUAUAUUGGUAAAAGCAACAAUUGUAUUUAAAAACAAAUUGUGAGGUCUAAAAAACAUUUUUAACAGGUAAAUUCACACAUUUGGUUUGUUGCUCCCAACAAGACAGAUCCAUACCAACCCAAAUAUUUAUUAUUAGUAUUAUGAAAUAUAACAACCUACACCUUCAUAAGCUUGUGCAUACUUUCACUACUCACCAAAUACGUUCAAUCCAUAGUUCCUCAUUCGGGAAAGAAAUGCUCCAUUAAAACCUUUUGCAAUAUAUAAGUGGCUUGUUAUCUUUUGGAAUGAAAUGGAGGCGUUUAUUCUGUUUCAGUGGCGACAGUUUGAGGAGGUACGGUAUUUAAAUGAUUGUUCUCGAACAAGGGUGGGCAAACUUGUGCUCGAGACCACGUUUGAGUUUUAAAAUUAACGGAUUAGAUCAGUCAUUCAUUCGCACGUGAGGUGGGGAAAAAGUACAAAAUAUUUAAAGAUAAAAGUAAUUGUCUUAAUUAUAUUAGUCAUUAAUCAAUUAUUUAAUGCAUGUAAAAAUGAGGUAUGGUAUAU